Messenger RNA from Naumovozyma dairenensis CBS 421, 870 nucleotides. It is a transcript of the gene GCN4, whose product is annotated as amino acid starvation-responsive transcription factor GCN4. Gene Ontology annotation, biological process: positive regulation of cellular response to amino acid starvation. The record is from RefSeq and is a predicted model, not a curated record. Gene Ontology annotation, molecular function: RNA polymerase II cis-regulatory region sequence-specific DNA binding; DNA-binding transcription factor activity, RNA polymerase II-specific. The transcript has a single exon. Gene Ontology annotation, cellular component: transcription regulator complex. Bases 1 to 870 code for a protein of 289 amino acids. Lineage: Eukaryota; Fungi; Ascomycota; Saccharomycetes; Saccharomycetales; Saccharomycetaceae.
AUGCUUCUUCUGUUUCAGAAGCAACUUCAAUUGACCAAAAAAAAUAAUUCUUCAGUAUCAUCAUCAUCAUCAUUAAAUCAUCCAUUAAUUGGUGAAAUGGUUUUCGAUAAAUUCAUUAAGAAGGAGGAAGAAGAGGAAGAACAACAAGAAUCCAUCCCGAUGAAUGAAUUCCUAUCAUUGAAUGAUUCUGAUUUCAAUAAUAAUGAAUUAGACUCUGCUGUAGUGGAUGCUUUCUUCUCAUCAACUUCUGAUUCCACUCCAAUGUUUGAAUUCGAAUCCCUAGACGGUACUAAUAAUGAUAAUGAUCCAAAACAAUGGACUUCCUUAUUUGAUAACGAUAUCCCAAUCAUCACUGAAGAAGAUGUCGUUUUAACUGAUAAGGCCGUUGAAUUGACUCAUGAUCAAGUCUCUUCUUCUCUAUUAAAUACUGAAAAUUUUACUAUUCAAAAACAUGAGCAACAACCUAUGCCUGAAAAAGCUAUUAACACCAUGUCUUUCUUACCUACUCCAAUGAUUGAAGAGGCAAAAUUAUCUCAAACUAAUAACAAUAAUAAUAUGAAGAAACAAGGUAAAGUUAGUAAGAAGAACAACAAUUCUUCCUCACCUGGUGUUAAAGUCGAUCACUUAGGUGUUGUUGCUUAUAAUAGAAAGAAUCGUUCUGUACCAUUAACCCCAGUGGUGACUGAAUCUGAUGAUCCUGUAGUAUUGAAACGUGCAAGAAAUACUGAAGCUGCAAGACGUUCAAGAGCAAGAAAAUUACAAAGAAUGAAUCAAUUAGAAGAAAAAGUUGAAGAAUUAUUAUCAAGAAAUUCUGAUCUGGAAAACGAAGUUCAAAGAUUAAGAAAUUUAUUGGAUGCUCAAAGUAAAUAA